AUGGCCGAAGCUAACAACGUUGACAUUGUGGAGCAGGCUAUAACAGUCUUCUAUUCCACUUUCAAACAGUACGCAAAUGUGCCACGCAAGGUUCUGACCAUUGCGGUGGCCCCCGGACGCGUGAAUCUGAUCGGUGACCACACGGACUACAAUGACGGUUUCGUGUGUCCGCUAGCGCUGGACAAGACGACUGUAGUGGUGGGCAUCCGAUCGCCCGCAGAGAUUGCGUCAACCACUAAGGUCGCGUCUACCAACUUUUUCGGCCAGGUAUUAGAGUUCUCGACUGACAGCACGGAGAAGCUGGCUAAAACAAAGCCAUCAUGGGGCAAUUACCUUGAGGGUGUGACGGCCGAGUAUCUGAAGUACCUCGGUCGUACGGAGCCUUUGGGCGUGCACGCGGCCAUUGCGAGCGCAGUACCGAUUGGCAGCGGACUGAGCAGCUCUGCGGCACUAGAGGUGGGCUUCGCCACAUUUCUAGAGAGUCUGUUUGAGCUUAAGAGCGUGUCGGCCAUUCAGAAAGCGCUGCUGUGCCAAGCUGCCGAGCACGAGUACUGCAACGUACCGUGUGGUAUCAUGGACCAGUUCAUCUCUUCGUGCGGUAAAAAAGACUGUGCACUACUGAUCGACUGCCGUACCAAGGAGCAGACGACCGUGGCGUUUGAGGAUCCGGACAUCGUCAUUGUGGUGAGCAACUCAAACGUCAAGCACGAGAUGAACGGUGGUGAGUACAAGGAGCGUGUGAUGCAAUGCAAGAUGGCCGUCAAGGCGUUGCAAACCCAUGGAUAUCCACACAUGACGCAUCUGCGUGACGUGACGGUACUCGAUCUAGACUCGAUGCAUGAGGUGCUGGGUAACGAGGUGGUGUACCGACGAGCUCGUCACGUGAUCACGGAGAACGAGCGUACAGUGGCCGCUGUGGAACACAUUUGCGCACGUGAGUACACCGAGGUAGGCAAGCUCAUGUUCGAAAGCCACAAGUCUCUGCGCGACGACUACGAGGUGAGCACACCCGAGCUGGAUUACCUGGUCGAGACGGCUCGUGGUUGUGUCGGCGUGUAUGGUGCGCGUAUGACGGGCGGCGGUUUCGGCGGCUCCAUCGUAGUGCUCGUGCAGCAGCAGCAUGCGCAGAAGCUCAUGCAAGUGCUCGACACCGGCUAUCCGGUGGACAAGUUCGGUUCCGAUCUACCAAGGCCUGCGAGUUUCUUAACGCGCAUAGGUGACGGUGCAUACGUGAUGCAGGUUGGCAAGACCAUGCCCGGGUCUUCCGAUUAA
Messenger RNA from Peronospora farinosa, 1272 nucleotides. Lineage: Eukaryota; Oomycota; Peronosporomycetes; Peronosporales; Peronosporaceae. The record is from the annotation of a GenBank genome assembly.